Alternaria triticimaculans is the source of this 1314-nucleotide messenger RNA. RefSeq lists its product as uncharacterized. NCBI's taxonomy places the organism in Eukaryota, Fungi, Ascomycota, Dothideomycetes, Pleosporales, Pleosporaceae. The record is from RefSeq and is a predicted model, not a curated record. The transcript is spliced from 4 exons. Bases 1 to 1314 code for a protein of 437 amino acids. Gene Ontology annotation, molecular function: N,N-dimethylaniline monooxygenase activity; flavin adenine dinucleotide binding; NADP binding.
AUGGAAGACGCUCCCACUGUAGCAGUCAUUGGACUAGGACCGGCUGGCCUCGUAGCAUUGAAGAACCUGCGAGAAGAAGGAUUCCACGCCACAGGUUUCGACCGCAACGACCACGUCGGCGGAUUAUGGCAGUACUCGGAGAAAGAGCAAACAUCGGUAAUGCAAACCACAACCGUAAACGUCUCAAAAGAGCGAUCGUGUUACACUGAUUUCCCUUACCCGGACGACGUACCGUCACAUCCAGCGGCCACGCAGGUUCAGCAAUACUUGACAGACUAUUCGAAGCAUUUCGGAUUGGAACCAUAUAUGCGGCUUAGUACUGCCAUCGAGCAGAUCACGUUCGAUGACGAGCGGGAGAAAUGGGUUGUGGAUUUCCCGCGGCGCAUAAAGGGUGUCCCGAUAGACCACACGCACAACCUACGUCUCGCCACCUUCCAAAGCCUCGUCAUAACAUACUUCCCCCGCCUCGGCGAGUUCCUCUUCGAUAAAUUCCUCCAGAAACUGCAAGACCAGAGUUUCAACAUCCGCCCUGAAUGGCGCUUCGAGCCCGCAAGUAAGGUACCAGUGGUAUCUGAUACGUUAGUCCCCUGCCUCGAGGACGGCAGCAUCACAUCAGUCGCAGGCAUCAAGCGCAUUGUGAAUGCUACUGAGGUAGAGUUGCAAGACGGGACAAAAGUUGACGUGGACGCAAUAAUCUGGUGUACGGGCUACAAGUCCGACUUCAGCAUGAUCGAGCCGCGUUUCAAUCCUGAAUGUCGGCCUCAAGCGUGGCUUGACGCGCCGGGCUCGAAUGGGAAGUCGCUCUUCCGUCUCUACAAGAACGUGUUUUCACUCGAGAAGCCGGAUAGUCUGGCGUUCAUGGCUACUGUACACAUAACGAUUAGUGGGUUUAAGAUUUUCGACUUGACAACCAUGGCCAUAGCCCAGGUCUGGGCGGGCAAAUCAUCUCUACCCUCGCUUCCGGAUAUGAAGCUCGCUGUGGAUAAACACCACGUGUGGUUAGCAGAGACGGCAAAGCGUGUUUACAACUUGUCGCCCGGGCAAUGUGAGACAGGUGACUGGGUCGCGGCCAUGGACGAUCUUGCCGGUACGGGUGUCAAUGAGUACCUGGGAUACGGGCGGAAAGGCUGGCUGUUUUGGCUUCAGAACAGGAAGUUCUGCAACCUGCUGAUGGGCGGGAUAUGGAGUCCGCACAUACAUCGCGUGUUCAGCAUGGGCAAGAGGAAGUGCUGGGAUGGGGCGAGGGAGGCGAUUGAGAGAGUAAAUGAGAGUGUUGCUAAGAUGAGGAAAGAAGAAAAGAAGAAGAGUGGUUGA